This is a messenger RNA of Chelonoidis abingdonii (Abingdon island giant tortoise), 10737 nucleotides long. The record is from RefSeq and is a predicted model, not a curated record. NCBI's taxonomy places the organism in Eukaryota, Metazoa, Chordata, Testudines, Testudinidae.
GAAUGGCUGUGCUUAAACUGCCAGAGACAAAGAGCAAUAUCAGGACAACUUGGGGAUAUGGGCAAAAUGCCACCUCCAGUGGCAGCCCCUUCACAGUCAGUAUCCAAACCAUCUGUUGUUCCUCAGAGCCAGCCUAUGCCAGCCAAGUCAGAUCGCCUUCAGAAAACUGCUGAACUGCUUACCCAAAUAGUGGAGAAAUCAAAAGAAGAACCAGGAAUUCAGAAGAAAGUUCCAAAGCUUUCGCAGGGGAAAUUGGCAAAGACUCUUUCAGCUGAUAAAAUCCAGCAGGGGAUUCAGAAGGAAGAUCCAAAACUUCAACAGGGAAAAUUGGCAAAGACUCUUUCAGCUGAUAAAAUCCACCUGGGGAUUUCAAAGGAAGAUCCAAAAUUCCAGCUGGGGAAACUGGUUAAGAUACCAUCAGCUGAUAAAAUCCAGCAAGGAAUUCAGAAGGAAGCUCCAAAACUUCAGCAGGGGAAACCGGCAAGGAAACCUUCAGCUGAUAAAAUUCACCAGGGAAUACAGAAGGACGAUCCGAAACAUCAACAGGGGAAACUGGCAAAGACGUCGUCAGUGGAUAAAAUUCCUCUGGAGAUAAGUUCAGAUGUAAAGCAACGUAUAAGCAAAUUGGAGGAAGACAAAAAAUGUGUGCUCCCGGAAGAGAAACCAUUCCUCCCAGGGGGCAAAAAAGAGGACAUCAAAGUUGAGACUAAAGGACAAGGUAUCAAAGAGAACUUAGAAGCCAAAGUACCUCCUGAGGAAUUGCAGGUUAAGAAACAAGAGGAGAUUAAGAAGGAAGAUUUGACCACUGGGAUUCCACAAAUGCUAUCCAAACAUGAAAACAUCCAGAAAAAAGAAACCCUAGCUCAAGUAGCACCUUUGCCAAGACUUGAUCGUGUGGAAACAGUGAAAGAAAAAAUGGAGCAGGAGGCUGACAAAUCAGACACAUCAAUCUCUCAGCAACAGAGAAGUCCACAAGGUCUGAGUGACACUGGGUAUUCUUUGGAUGGGAUAUCAAGUUCACUUGGUGAAAUUCCAAGUCUUCUCCCCAGUGAUGAAAAAGAUUUACUCAAGGAACUUUCUAAAAAAGAUACUUUUUCGCAAGAAGGCAGUCCUUCAAGCCCCUCAGAUCUUGCCAAGUUGGAAAGUACAGUUCUAUCAAUUUUGGAAGCUCAGGCAAGUACACUUGCUGAGGAAGAGUCUGGGAAGACCAAAGAUCUUUAUGGUAUAUAUGGCGAACAGACAAAAGAUCCACACAGAACAAAGCCUUUGCCAAUGACUCCAGAACAUUACAGUUCAGAUGAGGAGAAUCUGGAAGACAUUCAAGAAGAAGAUGAAGAAGGUCUUGAAGAAGAUGGAAAACAAAGUGUUCCAACUCAGAAAGACUAUAAGGAAAAGAUGGAUGCAAUAGAUGAUAUAUCAACAAGAAGGCAACGCUAUGAUUCUGUAGAAGACAGCAGUGAGAGUGAAAAUUCACCAGUCCCAAGAAGAAAAAGACAAACUAGUGUUGACUCUUCAAGUAGCGAUGAGUAUAAACGAGAGGACAGUCUAGGAUCAGGUGAUGAUGAAGACUUCAUUCGAAAACAGAUUAUAGAAAUGAGUGCUGAUGAAGAUGCCUCAGGUUCUGAAGAUGAUGAAUUCAUUAGGAACCAGCUUAAAGAAAUCAGUGUAAUUGAAAGCCAAAAGAAGGAAGAAGUGAAAGUCAAAGCUAAAGGGACAGCUGGAAAACAUAGAAGGAUGAUGCGGAAAAGUAGCACAAGCUAUGAUGAGGAUGCUGGAAGACGUCACUCAUGGCAUGAUGAUGAUGAUGAUGAUGAUGAUGAAACUUUUGAUGAAAGCCCAGAACCAAAAUAUAGGGAAACCAAAAGUCAAGACAGUGAAGAACUCACUGUAACUGGAGGAGGUGGAGGCCUUAGACGUUUCAAAACAAUAGAACUCAACAGCACAAUAACAAAUACAUAUUCUGAAGAAUCUGAACCACAGAAGGGUAGCUUAUAUUUUGAUGAAGAGCCAGAGCUAGAGAUGGAGAGUCUUACAGAUUCACCAGAAGACAGAUCUAGAGGAGAAGGAUCUUCCAGUUUGCAUGCCUCCGGUUUUACUCCAGGUACAUCUCCCACAUCUGUGUCAUCUCUCGAUGAAGAUAGUGACAGCAGUCCUAGUCACAAAAAAAUGGGAGGAGAAAGCAAACAGCAGCGCAAAGCCAGACACCGGUCACAUGGUCCUCUUCUUCCCACCAUUGAAGACUCUUCAGAAGAAGAGGAGCUAAGGGAGGAAGAAGAGCUGCUAAAGGAACAAGAGAAACAACGUGAAUUAGAACAGCAGCAAAGAAAGAGUUCUACCAAAAAAUCUAAGAAAGACAAAGAUGAACUAAGAGCACAGAGAAGACGGGAACGUCCAAAGACCCCACCAAGUAAUCUUUCUCCUAUUGAAGAUGCAUCUCCAACAGAAGAGUUACGACAGGCAGCAGAAAUGGAAGAGCUGCACCGAUCUUCCUGUUCUGAAUAUUCACCAAGUAUUGAGUCAGAUCCUGAAGGAUUUGAAAUCAGCCCAGAAAAAAUAAUAGAAGUGCAAAAGGUUUACAAGUUGCCUACAGCUGUCUCUUUAUAUUCUCCAACAGAUGAACAACCUGUUGGAGUCCUAAAAGAAGAAAGUAGCCAAAAAACAUUAAAAAGUGCUGAAGAGGUAUAUGAGGAAAUGAUGCACAAAUCCCAUAAACCCAAACUAUUUCAAAGUGCAAAUGGAAAAGAAGUGUUUGAAAAAGACUCUUUAUAUGGUGGCAUGUUAAUAGAGGAUUAUAUUUAUGAAUCUUUAGUAGAGGACACAUACAAUGGAACUAUUGAUGCUAAUCUUGUAAUGAGACAAGAUGAAAGUAGUGAAUUUAUUCAGCGCAGAGGGAGAGAGAAAAAAAUAAAACCUCCAGAUCAGAUUUAUGAAGAAACUAUGGAGAAAAUUGUAGAUCGACAGAGAGACUAUUACAAUGUAGAGCCUUUGCAUUCAAUUGUGCCUCAAGAAGACAUUGUGUCUAGUUCUUACAUUAUACCAGAAAGUCAUGAGAUAGUUGUACUUGACAGUGUUGUAACUUCCACCACUGAGGAAAAGCAGUUGUUAGAUGCAGAUGCUGCUUAUGAGGAGCUUAUGAAACGACAAAGAAUGCAGCUAACACCAGGCUCCAGUCCAACUCAGUCUACAUCUGAUUUAAUUCCUGCACCAGAUACAAACGUAUUUAUAGUUGGAGAUAUAGUAGAUGGUGAAUCUUUAGCGUCAAGUGCUCCUCUGACAGUUUCAGAUACAGCUUCAGUCAGCAGCACAGUGCUUUCUAUUCCAGAUGUUAAAAUAACUCAGCACUUUACUACAGAAGAAAUAGAAGAUGAAUACCUAACAGAUUAUGCCAGAGAAGUUCAGGAAAUCAUUUCUCAUGAAACGUCAAUAUUGACCUACUCUGAGGCAUCAGAAAGUGCGACAUCAGUUUUACCUUAUGAUAUACCUUCUCUUACAUCAUCUACAUCUUCAAUUUGUACCACUGAUAGCUCAUCACCUAUUACUGGAAUAGAUAGCACAACUGCAGGUUAUGUAGACAUAGCAGAUGUUGUAGGUAAAUUAGUACAUCCUGAAGAUAUUGGCACAAUAGUUCAAGUUCCCUUAAGUUUCACAAAAGAAUAUUCUGAAAUAAGCACACCUUAUGAACAUGUUACUGUUCUCCCUAAAAAGACAGUUGUGUCCACAGAUAUGGCAAGUGUGGAUCAUGGUGUAAUGUCUUUGCCUGAAGAUGCUCCUUCUGUUGUCACAACUAUGGCUAUAAAACUGAAGCAAUAUACUUCUUAUUCCACUACCGUUGAUUUACCCAAACCAGAAAGAGAGACAGCCAAAAAAAUUAAAAGUACAGCUGAUGCUGGUAUUGCUAAAGUACUUUCUGAGGAUGUACACAAAGGAGCUGAGUUCGACAUGGCAAGGAUUAACUUGGCUGAGGCAGCAUCUGACCUACCUCCUGUGUGUAUAACAUCAGAGCCAGGCCCAGUCAUAUCUUCUGUAUCUACUACCCAUGUUACUACUAAGACCAGCACUGUAUCUGCAUUACCAUCUAUUGCUUCUUCAGUUCCUACUGUAACAUCCAAAGUAUUCUCAUUUUUUAGAAGCUCUCCUUUGGAUUCUUCAACCCAAUCAUCUCCACCACCUCCACCCCCUCCUCCUCCACCACCUCCGCCUCCCCUACCAUUACCCCCACCUACUCCGCCAAAGCCAGCUAUUUAUCCCAAAAAGAAGCCACAUGUUCAGGCUCCAGUGACAACAGAUCCUGCAGUGGCACCUUCACAUACUAGUGUUGUAGCCAUAGAGGCCACAGAGGAGUUAAAGAAUAACGUGGCAUCUGCCCCAAAAAUAUACAUCCCGACACCACCUCCUGUGCCACCCAAGCCAUCCUUAAUUCCAGCAGGGCUUGUGUUCAGUCACAGGCCUGUUGAGGUAACAAAGCCUCCAAUUGCUCCUAAGCCAGCAGUUCUUCAGCUCCCAACAGCUGCUCACCAGCCAGCAGAGAAACAGCCAAAACCAACAGGUUUGUCAUUGAAAAGUAUGACUUUGAAUUUGGUCUCUUCAGCAGAGUGCAAGUUGACAUCCCCGACGUCCCCUUUGUCUCCACACUCUAACAAAUCUUCACCAAGGCUGACCAAACCCUCACAGGAAACCUAUGUUGUUAUCACAUUGCCAUCUGAACCUGGAACUCCCACAGAGUCUGUAACUAGUCAAGCUAUUACCAGUUGGCCUUUUGGGUCAUCCUCUAAGGAACAGCUUCCCCAAAAUGUGCAGCCUCUGUUUACUCCAUCUAUGAAAGCCAUGGAAAUUCAAAGUAUGAGAGAUCACAGCAUGUAUGUUUCAGAUGCUUUGCAAAUGCUUGCCACUGUUCCUGUCACAGCACAAUCAACUUUUGAAACAGUCCCUAGUUCGGUAACACAGUUAAUAACAACAGAGGUGACCAAGACCACAGUGUCUGUGGUGAAAAGCUCAGUUCCCACUGUUGGUUUAGGUAGUGUCUCUAUUACUAUUCCUCCAGAGCCCACACAAAUAGGUGAGCAACCCAGGUGUAGAGAGAAUGGAAGAUCCCAUCUGUUUGGUGAUAUUAUUGACCUUCGUACUUUAACUAAAAUGGAUAAAAUGAAUAUUGAAAUGACAGACAGCUGUAUGGAUCUCUCUGCUUUUCCCAUGGAUGUGAGAAGACAAACUAUGGCAAGUGAUAUAUGUGGGCGGCCAGUAAGUGCAGUCCAACCAGCUAUCAUAAAUCUUAGCACUGUGUCAGCUGCAGAACCCUCUCUAGCACUAGUCUCAGAAACACUAACAAUAAUGACCUGCACAGCUACUGUAAGUUACACAUCAAGUACAGAGAGCCUUGUAGAUCUGGGGCAUGCAAUGACAACACCACUCCAGCUGACCAUGUCAAAACAUUUUGAGCCUGCAUACAGAGUAACAGGCAGCCCGGCAUUCUCUGCAGGUAGAGAUGAAGUGCCAAUAAAUUUAUCCCUGGGUACUUCAACACAUGCAGUGUCCUGGGCUACUGCAAUGCCUGUUACUGUACCUCCUGUUGGUAUGACAAAUGGUUGGACUGAUAUCUCCACAUCCCAGGAGCUAAUAGAGAGUGGAGCAGUUGACCUUAGCACCACAAAAUCCCACAGAACUCUGGUGACAGUGGAUGAAGUUACUUCAGGAGUUGUCACCAGUGUAAUAGAAGAAGAUGAAAAGCCUGUUGAUCUGACUGCAGGGAGAAGAGCUGUUUGUUGUGAUGUGGUUUAUAAAUUACCAUUUGGCAGUAGCUGUACAGCGCAGCAGCCUCCAACCACACUGCCUGAAGAUCGGUUUGGUUACAGAGAUGACCAUUAUCAGUAUGAUCGCUCAGGGCCAUAUGGGUACAAAGGAUUUGGAGGUAUGAAACCAUCCAUGUCUGACACUAAUUUAUCAGAAGCCAGUCUUUUUGUGUACAAAAGCAAGAAUAGCUUUGAUUAUCAAGUUGGGGCAACAGAUGCAGCAGUAGAUCUAACUUCUGGAAGAGUCUCUACAGGUGAGGUAAUGGAUUACUCAAGCAAGAGCACUGGUCUUUAUCCAGAGACUCGGCACGUGAUUUCAGGCAUCGGGAUUAGUGCACCACAGUACUCCCAAGCAAGAAUAGUACCGUCUCUGGGAUCCCAGUACGGUGUUGAAAGUGUGUUAAGAUCCUCUAAUGGUGUCGUUUAUUCCUCGGUUGCAACUCCGAUCCCAGCCACAUUUGCCAUAACCACACAGCCUGGUUCUAUUUUCAGUACAACUGUCAGAGAUUUAUCUGCUGUCCAAACAAUUGACUUAGUGUCCUCAUUAUCAACCUUGCAACAGAAUCAGCCACUUCCAAGAUCAUACAGUUUCUUGACAACAGUGGCAGCUGAAAAAGCCAAUGCAAUUACUGGCAUUGAUAUUGACACAGGGUUGCAACCUGGCACUAUAGAAACUAUUACCACUGAGCCAACUGACCUGAUGCCUGCUUUAACUAUAGCUUCUGAAGCUUUUACAGAUGUACUUGAAGAUGAAGUUGCACUUCUCAUUGCCCCUGAAGAAGACAAACAGCAGCAGCUUGACUUGCAGCGUGAACUGCUUGAGCUUGAGAAACUUAAGCAGCAGCGCUUUGCAGAGGAACUAGAGUGGGAACGUCAGGAAAUCCAAAGGUUUAGAGAACAAGAAAAGUUAAUGGUCCAAAAAAAACUUGAGGAAUUGCAAUCCAUGAAGCACCAUCUCUUAUUUCAGCAAGAAGAGGAGCGACAAGCUCAGUUCUUGAUGAGGCAGGAAACCUUAGCCCAGCAGCAAUUACAACUUGAACAAUUUCAACAACUUCAACAGCAGCUUCAUCAGCAGCUGGAAGAGCAAAAAAUUCGCCAGAUAUAUCAAUAUAAUUAUGACCCUUCUGGAACUGUCUCUCCACAAACAAGCACAGACCAAGCCCUUCUGGAAGGGCAGUAUGCUGCUACAGAAAAUGGCCAGUUUUGGACUAGCGAUGACCCAACCACCACAGCUUCCACUGUGCUAGGCAUUGAAAUUCCACAAAGUCAAACAUGGUACACAGUUCAGUCAGAUGGCAUUACGCAAUAUAUAUCUAGGCCUGGUAUGCUGAGCUCUGUUUCAGAAAUGUCUCUUAAGGACAUGGAUAUGAGAGAGGAGAAACAACUGAAAAAGAGGAGCUCCAUGCCAAAAUUGCGUGGUCAGUAUGACAAGCUUGAUGAGACUCUGGAAAAAGAGCCCAGUUGUUUUAAAAAAAACGUGGACAGUGGAGUACAAACUGAUGAUGAAGAUGGUGCAGACAGAAGUUACACAAACAGGAGAAGAAGAACUAAGAAGAGCGUUGACACAAGUGUUCAGACAGAUGAUGAAGAUCAAGAUGAAUGGGAUCUUUCUAACAGAUCAAGAAGAAAGUCUCGUCCUGGGAAAUAUGAGGGUACCACUGAGGUAGACAAGGCUAAGCCAUUUUCCAAAGUGUCUAGCAUUGCAGUUCAGACAGUGGCAGAGAUCUCUGUACAGACAGAACCUGUAGGGACGAUAAGAACACCUUCAAUAAGGGCCAGGCUGGAUGCUAAGGUUGAAAUCAUUAAACAUAUUUCAGCUCCAGAGAAGACAUACAAAGGAGAAAGUUUGGGAUGUCAAACAGAAACAGACUCAGAUACACAGAGUCCCCAGUACUUGACAGCCACAUCUCCACAGAAAGAUAAAAAGCGUCCAACACCAUUAGAAAUAGGCUAUUCAUCCCAUCUUCGUGCAGAUUCCACACUACAGGUAGUCCCUUCCCCUCCUAAAUCUCCCAAAGUUCUAUAUUCACCCGUUUCACCCGUUUCACCAAGCAAAAUUAUAGAGUCUGCCUUUGUACCCUAUGAAAAAUCCAUCACUGAUGACAUCAGUCCUCAGAAGAUGCUGCAUGCUGAUAUUGCCAAGGGUCCUCCACCGAGCCCAAAAUCUGCAAAGAUGAUGCAACGCUCUAUGUCGGAUCCUAAGCCCUUGAGUCCAACAGCAGAAGACACUUCCAGGUCUCAGUUUCAGUACACUGAAGGAUUUGUGGCUAAAGGUUCUUCAGGUAUACCUUCGGGCACCCAGAAGAAAGUAAAGAGGACUCUACCCAACCCACCUCCAGAAGAUGCUACCACAGGGACCCAGUCAGCAUUCACUACUGUGGGGUCAGUUUCACGCAGAAGGAUCUGUAGAACCAACACCAUGGCCAGAGCUAAAAUUCUCCAGGAUAUAGACAGGGAAUUGGAUCUGGUAGAACGAGAGUCAGCCAAGCUUAGGAAGAAGCAAGCAGAGCUAGAUGAGGAAGAAAAAGAAAUAGAUGCCAAACUGCGAUACUUGGAAAUGGGCAUCAAUAGGCGGAAAGAAGCCUUGUUAAAGGAAAGAGAAAAGAGAGAACGUGCCUAUCUCCAAGGAGUAGCAGAAGAACGUGAUUACAUGUCAGACAGUGAAGUUAAUAAUACCAGGCCUACUAGAAUGGAAGCCCAGCAUGGCUUGGAAAGACCACGAACUGCGCCACAGACAGAAUUUAAUCAAUUUAUGCCACCACAGACCCAGCCAGAAUCUCAGUUUGCUCCCCCUACAAGCCCUUAUACACAAUAUCAAUAUUCUUCUCCUGCUCUCCCUACACAAGCACCAACUCAGUAUACACAACAGUCACAUUACCAACCACAGCAGACUUUAUAUCAUCAACAGGUUUCACCCUAUCAAACCCAGUCAGCCUUCCAGCCUGUGGCAACCAUGUCCUUUACUCCCCAAGCUCAGCCUCCACCAACCCAACAGUCAUCGUAUCAGCUCCCGUCACAAAUGAUGAUGAUACAGCAAAAGCCAAGGCAAACUACAUUAUAUUUGGAGCCUAAGAUAACAUCAAACUAUGAUGUGAUUCGUAAUCAGCCUCUUAUGAUAGCACCUGUUUCCACUGAUACUACUUAUGCAGUUUCCCAUCUUGGCAGCAAAUACAAUACCUUGGAUUUAAGGAUAGGGCUGGAUGAGAGAAGCAGCAUGGCGAGCAGCCCCAUAUCAAGCAUAUCUGCAGAUUCAUUCUAUGCAGAUAUAGACCAUCAUCACAUGCCACGAAACUAUGUGCUGCUGGAUGAUAUAGGAGAGCUUACAAAGGGAACGGCAGCACUGAGCUCUGCUUUUAGCCUCCAUGAGAAGGAUCUGACAAAAACUGAUCGACUUCUUCGAACCACCGAAGCCCGAAGAGCACAGGAAGUGACGGACUUCCUAGCACCACUGCAAACUUCUUCUAGAUUGCAUACUUAUGUGAAAGCAGAUGAAGAUCCAAUGGAAGAUCCUUAUGAGCUAAAGCUUCUGAAACAUCAGAUCAAGCAGGAGUUCCGCAGGGGUGCAGAAACUCUCGAUCACCUUGCUGGCCUUUCUCAGUAUUAUCAUGCAGAUACCAGCUACAGGCAUUUUCCCAAAUCUGAGAAAUACAGCAUCAGCAGGCUCACACUUGAGAAACAAGCGGCCAAGCAGCUCCCAGCAGCCCUCCUCUACCAAAAGCAGUCAAAGCACAAGAAGGCUUUGAUGGACCCCAAACUGUCAAAGUUUUCACCUAUCCAGGAGAGUCAAGACCUUGAGCCUGACUAUUCAAGCUAUAUGACUUCUAGUACUUCAUCACUUGGAGGCAUCACCUCCAAGGCAAGGCUUCUUCAGGAUGAUAUCACUUUUGGCCUCCGAAAAAAUAUCACGGACCAACAGAAAUUUAUGGGGCCAACACUGACAUCAUCCCUUGGAGCCAGCCUUGGAACCACACUAGGUCCAACAAUGAGAUCCACAUUACAUGAUGAAGCUGACAAGUCCUAUAGUGGUGGCAGUAGAUCAAGGCCCUCAUCUAGACCCUCUUCAGUCUAUGGACUUGAUUUAUCAUUAAAAAGAGAUUCUUCUAGCUCUUCUUUAAGACUGAAAGCCCAGGAGUCUGAACCAUUAGAUAUUUCUUUUAGUCAUGCAGCUCCCUCUGGAAGAACUAAACCUACAAGUCUACCUAUUAGCCAAAGCAGGGGAAGAAUCCCAAUAGUAGCACAGAACUCAGAGGAAGAGAGCCCUUUAAGUCCUGUUGGUCAGCCAAUGGGAAUGGCAAGAGCUGCAGCUGGACCCUUGCCACCAAUAUCUGCAGAUACCCGGGAGCAGUUUGGAUCAAGCCAUUCACUACCUGAGGUCCAGCAACAUAUGAGGGAAGAAUCACGGACUCGCGGGUAUGACCGGGAUAUAGCCUUCAUCAUGGAUGACUUCCAGCAUGCUAUGUCAGACAGUGAAGCCUAUCAUCUCCGCCGUGAAGAGACAGAUUGGUUUGACAAGCCCAGGGAGUCUCGUCUGGAGAAUGGACAUGACUUUGACAGAAAACUGCAAGAGAAGUUAUCCCAUUCCAGACCACCAAGUCAACAUCAAGAUCAAAUAAAUGGGAAGCCUCUUCAGUACAUUUUCCCUCAUGCAAGACUCAAACUACUGAGAGACCCAAAGGAUCACACUGUAUCAGAGCAUGAUCAUCUCUUGAGUGUAUGUCAUAGCGUGUGGGGAUUUUUUGAGACGAGAAUAUACCCUUUACCCUUGAAGGUGCAUGCCUGGUAUCUUACAGACUGGACUGGAGAAGACAUUGGAAAAAUAAUACAGGAGGGUGGAAGGCAGAUUCCCACAGAGAAGAAAGUGAAGUUAAAAUUUGAGGCACUUAUGAAUGAUAUGAGUACACAAAGCUUGUCGAGAACAUUAGGGAAAAUUAGAAACCCAGGACAUGCUGAG